AUGGAAUCCUUAGAGGAGAAAUGGAAGAGGUUAAGGCUGAGGGAAGAGGAGCAAGUGGACAUCAAUCUGGAUGAUGACUCUACGUCUGAACUAGAUUACAAAGAACAGAGGAGUUUGUUGGGAAAAAUCUGCUCAUCAAGAAUCAUAAGCAGAGAGGUACUGGAAGCUACGUUGGCAAAGAUAUGGAGGUUAAGCAAGGCUGUGAAGUUAACUGAGGUAUGUUCGAAUGUCUUUGUUUUAAGUUUUGAGACAAUUGCUGACAAAGAAAGAGUAUGGUCUGGUAGACCUUGGUUGUUUGACAACCAGCUCCUAGUGCUUAAGGAUUUUGAGGGAUUCACUCCCAUUAAUCGAGUUAAGUUUGAUUCGGGAAGCUUCUGGAUGAGAGUUCAUGAUUUGCCUCUCUCGUGUAUGACAAAAGUAAAAGUUGCGCAAAUUUGUAGUUCAGUGGGGAAGGUGGAGGAUGUAGAAAUGCAGGAGGAUGGCAGUGGUUGGGGGAAUUUUCUGAGAAUUCAGGUUCAUCUGGAUUUAACCAAGCCAAUUGCAAGAGGAAGAACCAUCAAUGUGAGAGGGUGCAGUUUUUGGGUUUCCUUCACAUACGAGAAGUUACCAAAAAUUUGCUUCUCUUGUGGGUGUAUUGUCCAUGGAGAGGAGGGAUGUACUAGGGAUAUGUUGAUAAAGGAGGGUGAGGAGCAACAAUAUGGCUCUUGGUUGCGGGCAAAGUUUGCUCAAAAACCAAAGGUUUUUAAUGAAGGUAGAGGGAGGAGGGAGGAGUCAAAUUGGUGGAUGAAAGUGGAAGAGAAAAUGAGUGAGGUGGGGAGCCAAAAAAGCAAGGAGAUGACUAAGAGGGAAUCUGGUUGGGAGAGGAGAGAGGUUGCUGUGAGUGAUAAGACUGAGAAGGUUGGAAGGAUAGAAGAGGAGGUAGAAAAAAAUCAAUCAAAAGGGGAAAAGAACAGCACUGAGAAGGGUUUACAGGAAUUUAUGGGUGCGGGGACAGAAAAUAACAGUAAUGGUAAGAACUUGGCUGAGGAUACUGAAUGUAAUGUGCUAGUGAUACAGGAAGGGAAGGAGGUAGAAGGGGGGAGCACUGAGGUGGAGAAACAGAUACAGAAAAAAGGAGGUUGGAAAAGAAAAGCUAGAGAUAAAGGGAAGAAGGAGGUGGUUGAAACUCCAACAGUUAAAAAAAAAAAAAAGGCCGUGAUGAGGGUGAGGUAG
Messenger RNA from Carya illinoinensis, 1212 nucleotides. RefSeq lists its product as uncharacterized. The transcript has a single exon. The record is from RefSeq and is a predicted model, not a curated record. NCBI's taxonomy places the organism in Eukaryota, Viridiplantae, Streptophyta, Magnoliopsida, Fagales, Juglandaceae. Bases 1 to 1212 code for a protein of 403 amino acids.